UGCUUUACAUUGGGUCACAACGACCAGUCAAUGAUUGCGCCGUGUAUUUGCGUUCCUGUCCGGCGUUUAUUUUGCAAACCUUUUCAUUUUUGCACGGGAGGAAACUGACAUAGCAAACUCAUCUGUAUGAUAGGGCAAAAGGAGCACACAGUAUGGUCCGGGAAACCAGACAUUUAUGGGUGGGAAAUUUACCCGAAAAUGUACGAGAGGAGAAAAUCAUUGAGCACUUCAAGCGAUAUGGACGCGUGGAGAGUGUCAAGGUCCUGCCAAAGCGGGGUUCAGAAGGUGGAGUCGCCGCCUUUGUGGAUUUUGUGGACAUUAAAAGUGCUCAGAAGGCUCACAAUGCUAUCAACAAGAUGGGGGACAGAGACCUGCGCACUGAUUACAAUGAACCGGGCACAAUUCCUAGUGCCGCAAGGGGGCUGGACGAUAGUCUGUCCUUAAGUUCCCGUGGCCGGGAUGUCUCAGGGUUCACAAGGGCGGCAGGGGGGGCCGUGUAUGUGCCCCCCACGUCGCUCCACAGCAGAGAUGGACGCUAUGAACGCAGACUAGACGGGUCGGCUGAAAGUCGGGACCGAGCGUACGAUCACAGUGCCUACGGACAUCAUGAGCGUCCUGGUAGCAGUUUUGAGCGCCAGCGCCACUACGAAACAGACUAUUACCGCGAUGCAAGAGAGAGAACUCUAAGCAACGCAGGGAGCGGGUCUGGUACCUCCAGUGGAAGUGUUUCAACUGUGUCGUCAGGGGUUGGUGGAACUAUCGUUAGCACUGUUGCGGGCAACACAGGGACAAUUGGAUCAGCAGUUGCCACACCCGGAGGAAGUGGAGGAUCUACAUCAAGUGCGGCUGGCUUCUACCGCUCCCACAGCAGGAGCCCUUGCCGCUUUGAGACACCAGAGCCUCGCUAUGAGCCUCGCACCAGGGAACCCUUUACUUUGGCCAGUGUGGUUCAUAGGGACCUUUACAGGGAGGACAGAAGUCGGCGUGGGGAUCGCUCGUACCGCCCCAGUCGAAGCAGGUCUCCACACUCAACACAUUCGCGAAAUCCCUCUCCUCAGAGACUGGCAAGUCAAGCUACCCGCCCUGCACGCUCCCACAGCGGGUCAGGUUCCCGCAGUCGCUCCUCCAGUUCAGAUUCAGUCAGCAGUACCAGCAGCAGCACGAGUGGCAGUGAUUCUAGCAGUAGUUCCAGUGAUGACUCCCCUGCACGUUCAGUGCAGUCUGCUGCUGUUCCUGCACCCUCAGCUCUUCCUUUAUCCUCCCUUGACAAGGAUGAACCACGUAAAAGUUUUGGCAUAAAGGUCCAAAAUCUUCCUGUGCGCUCUACAGAUACAAGCCUGAAGGAUGGCUUGUUCCAUGAAUUUAAAAAACAUGGAAAGGUCACGUCUGUACAAAUCCACGGAGCUUCAGAGGAGCGCUAUGGGCUUGUCUUUUUCCGUCAGCAAGAGGACCAAGAGAAAGCACUUGGAGCAUCAAAGGGCAAGCUUUUUUUUGGCAUGCAAAUUGAUGUUACAGCCUGGAGUGGCCCUGAGACAGAGAGUGAGAAUGAAUUUCGUCCCUUGGAUGAGAGGAUAGACGAGUUUCAUCCAAAAGCUACACGGACAUUAUUUAUUGGAAACCUGGAGAAAACCACCACUUACCAUGACCUUCUUAACAUCUUUCAACGUUUUGGUGAAAUAGUGGACAUUGACAUCAAAAAGGUGAAUGGAGCUCCGCAGUACGCCUUUCUACAAUACUGCGACAUUGCCAGUGUCUGUAAGGCCAUUAAGAAGAUGGAUGGCGAGUACCUUGGUAACAAUAGACUUAAGCUUGGCUUUGGAAAGAGUAUGCCUACAACAUGUGUGUGGUUGGAUGGAUUGGCAUCAAACACAACUGAGCAGUUUCUUACUCGCCAUUUCUGCCGCUAUGGACAUGUUGUCAAGGUUGUAUUCGACAGAAUGAAAGGAAUGGCCCUUAUCCUGUAUAACAACAUUGAAUAUGCACAAGCUGCUGUCAAGGACACAAAGGGAUGGAAGAUAGGGGGCAGUAAAAUAAAGGUGGAUUUUGCCAAUCAGGAAAGUCAGAUGGCUUUUUAUCGUUCAAUGCAGGCAUCUGGCCAGGACAUUCGAGACUUUUAUGACAUUCUCACUGAAAGAAGGGAUGACCGCAGAACUCAAUACGAGUUUCAGGCUGAAAGACAAUAUUAUGAAAAUGCACGAACACCAGGAACAUUUACUGAAGAUCCACGGCGUAAAUACCCCUCCAGAAGUCGGGAGUUCUAUACUGAAUGGGACCCAUAUCAAGGAGAUUACUAUGAUCCACAGUACUUUGAAGACCCCCGGGAGUAUCGAGAAUACAGAGCUGACCCUUAUGAGCAGGACAUUCGCAAAUAUAGCUAUUUGCAGCGGGAACGUGAAAGGGAGAGGGAGCGCUUUGAAACAGAUCGAGGACGGGAUCAUGGCAGAAGGACUGUUGAACGCAGCCAAAGCCCAUCUCACAUUGCUGCUAGACGUCCUGCUAGCCCUACCGCAUCUCCUUCGCUCUCGGAGAGGAUACCAAGUGAUUCAGACCGCCGUAUUUGUUGCAGAUCUUCUGAGAGAAGUGGUAGCUGCAGUUCAGUCUCCCCACCCAGAUUUGAAAAACUUGAAAAGGCACGAACUGAGAGGUAUAAUAAAACUGACAAACUUGAGAAGGAUCGAGUCUUUGAGGUUGAAAGAGGGAAUUUGGUUGAAAAGGAGAAGCGGACAGGACGUAAAGAUCGAGGGGACAAGGAAAAAAGUGAAAAACAGAGGCUUAAAAAGCUCAAAGUCACAUCACCUAUUAUACAAGGAUGUGAGAUGGAACCUGAACUUGAAAGAGAUGUAAGCCCUGAGUCCAUCAUUCGAAGUAAACACAGUAAAAUUGCAAAGGAAGGCUCGAGCAAAACAAGGUUAGACCUUCUGCCUUGUGUUGUGCAGCUAACACGUGUUAAAGAAAAAGAAGUAAAAUUGUUAGGUCAUCCUGUCCAAGAAAAGCCAAUACAGAGGAGCGGAAUGGACAGUCCUAGAUUGGCCUCACCUUCAUCUGACCAGAAGAGUCCCCCUUUCCGCCCAGAAUCAUUGAAAAUGGAUGGCUCAAAGCAUGGAAAGCCCCCCAGAGACAAAAAUAUUCACAGUUUAGUGGAGGUUAUUGAAAAAGAUGUUAAGAUCAAAUCUAAAAAACAUGGAAAAUCAGAAACAGGAUUUGAAAGUGGCAUUUCUGUGGAUAUUGACCGUUUAGCCGCAAGAAAAAGGCGCUUUGAAGACUCUGGGAAAACUGAUAGACAGAAAAGAACAAGUGAGGACGAUCUUGUUAAAUCUGGACUUCAUAAACUAUGGAACAAUACAAAGGACACUGAUUUGGAUAAGAACCUUCUGAUAAAAGGGAUGCAUAAAAAGGAACACCACAAGGAAAAAUGUGCCCAGAUAGUUUCAGUUAACAGUCCUAAAGAUGCACGAGACAGUGAAAACAACUUCCUAGGCUUGUCUCUGGAGCGGCAGUCAAGGCCAGAUGAGCCUCCUGAAGAUACUACUCAUCAACUAGACUCUCCUUAUCUUAAGAUGGAUUUAGAAGGCUCAAAAAGCAAGAACAGCCCCAUUCACUUAAAGAUACCAGAUCACGGCAACCUUGACUUAGAUGAAUUUAAACAACAUAAACAGGUUUUGUCUGAAGAUGAGCAAGGGAGAGGGAAGUGCAAAGACUUGGAAGAUGGAAAUGAACACCUUGUGCAUAUUGACCAGAAUAAUAUAAGCACUGAACAAAUUGAACAGGGUCAAUGGCUCCAAACCAAGAUUGGUAAUCCUGAUGAGUUAGUGAAGUUUGAUAAUCCACCAAUUAAUGAGACUCGUGAUUUUGAUAAGGAUUUUAUCUUGCAUGAUGUUGGAAAACCACUUCAGGAUUUGGCCAAUGAUGACUUGUCCUCUUCAAAACGAAAGAAACUACAGAAUUUUGACUUUGAAAUUGUCACUGCAAAAAGAGAGCGCAACUUUGCAAGUUACCAAAAGCUGAAUGAGGAUAUUUAUCAGAGUUUAACAUCCUCAAUAGGGCAUGGUCACUUUUCUGCAAAUGAGGAUGAAGAGACUGCCCAGAUUUCAGUAUCAAUAAUAAACAAAGAAAGAAAAUCUCCAACAAUGGACGAUACAUUUUCACACACAGAUUCACUAAAAAACAGUUUUGGUCUGACAGACACACAUUUUCAGUCUUCUGACAUUGAGCUCCCAAAGCUUAAGACAAACUUGUUUAGCUGUGAUGAGGACAUAAUGCAACGUUGGGAAAGUCGUAUAAAGUCUGAUUCAUUUAGAAUGGAAAUGACUUUCCCAAGUGAUAUUUCAAAACAUGAAAGCAUCCGAAAACGCAUGGACCAGGAUUUGGAACCCGGAGAAGUUCAGUCUGAUUCAGAUGAUGAUGGAGAAAACAAACACAUUCCACCAAAGUCCAAUAGUUCCUUGUCCUUUAUCCUCAGGGAACGGGAUGAAAGGAUGACAGACUUGAAGCUUUCAAGCUCCUUGGAAAAGAACAAGUUCUAUUCUUUUGCAUUAGAUAAAACUAUAACUCCUGACACAAAAGCACUUCUUGAAAGAGCCAAAACACUUUAUUCCUCGAGGGAAGAUAAUUGGUCCUUUCUUCCUUCACGUUUUCCAGCUUCCCACAGCUGUACAGAUAAGGACAAGGUAGAGCUAGCCCCUCGCCCUAUUCCUUCUUGGUAUAUGAAAAAGAAAAAGAUUCGCACUGACUCUGGUGAAAAGCUGCAUGAUAAAAAGGAGGAAUUAAAGCCACAAGACCAAGAGCGUCAAGACUUGUUUGCCUCUCGCUUUCUGCAUAGCUCAAUCUUUGAACAGGAUUCCAGACGUUUGCAGCAUCUUGAACGUAAAGACCAGGACUUAGAAACUGGAGUUGUCAGGCCUUCUAUUAAGCCAGGUGCUAUUAUGGCACAGCCUGAAUCUGUAACAGGUGGUACCCUACAAGAGCCAAUAGUUCUUUUCCAUAGUCGAUUUUUAGAGCUUCAACAACAAAGGGACAAGGACCAUUCCCAGCCAGAUGCAGAAAAUGAUUCUGUUGUGGUGGGGAUUAAAACAGAAGAAGUGCAAAAUUGUGAUAAUGCGGUUUCAGAUAAGGAAUCUGAGCCACAAGAAAAGCCUAAAGAUAAAUCAGCCAGCCCUGAAUUGACAAUGUCAGUUUCAGCUUUUGUUCCUAUUGCUAAAGGAAUACCUGCACAAGGAAGGAGAGAACUUUUAAAUCUUUCACCAGAACAACCUGUGUCAUGCGUGAAAGAAGAACAUUUGGAGCCAGUUGUUGAGUCACCCCCAUCUCGUUCUCUUCCAAUGGAAAACAUCAAACACAUUGCUCCUAAACUCAACAUAACCCCUUCACUCAUCCUUGCAGAGCCAGAAAUGGAAACGGAACCAAAAUCAGAGCUAUUUGAACCCAAAGCCAAAUUUGGAGAUAGUUUGGCAGUUGAACAUAAUCCUGUUGUGGAGGACAAGCCUCCCACUCCUGGUGGUUGCCUUAGUGGUUUUGAGAAAGAGAAUACAGAAUCUACUUCUUCUGAUUAUCCAAAGAUUGAUGACAAAUCUGUAAUCCUAAAGAUGGAACCUAAAAUAGAAAGUCCAGAAACAAAAAACUUAGAGGAAUCUCACAAAACUGAGACAGAUAGUGAGACCUGUAUGCCAGAUUUAGAGGCUGAAAUAAAGCCAUUUCCAAAUCGCAGACAGCCCAAGAGUAAAAGGGCAAAACCACUGACAGUAUUACGCACUUCACAACCUUCCCAAAAUGUUGCCACUGAGAAACCAGCAACACGUAAAAGUGAACGAAUUGACAGAGAGAAGUUAAAAAGAGCCUCAUCUCCUCGGGCAUCUGAGUCUAAAACAACAUCCAAGUCACCAAGUCAUGCAUCAGAUUCAGAGCAAAACCUUGAGUCUAGUUUGAUUCAUGGUAGAACACGUCGCAGAAAUGUAAGGUCAGUCUAUGCCACGCUACAUGAAGAUGACCAAGUUAACAAAGAGGUAGUUGAGUCACCACGUUCCAUGCGCAAACGUGGAACUGACAAAGAGCCAGUUCAGCAAGACAUUCAGACACCAACUACCAAUGCACGGCGAGGACGUCCACCUAAAAGGGGUGUUAAACGUGGUGAAGAUCUAUCACCAGUUAAGACAGAUCAGCAGAAAGUGACAGAAGAUGAGACUCAAGAUGAGUUCAAAGAGUCCUCCACUGUGGUUGAGGUUGUCAAAGCCUCUGAGGGAUGGCGGUCACCCCGUACCCAGAAAGUGCUACAAACACAAUUCACUUCAUCUGCUCAAGCUAACAAGAAAGGCAAUAGAAUAGAAAAACUGUCGGACAGCACUGCUUUGCUAGCUGACCAAGCUGAUCUGGGAAGUCAUCAUGAGUCAGAGCCUACGCCUACAACUGAUUCUGAACUGUUUGGGAAGUUUUCAGAAAAUGAAGAAAAUGCAACAUUACAAGUGCAAAUAAAGGAAAAAGACUUAAAAGAUUCUGGUGGAAAUAAAUCUACUGGUGGGGAUAGUGAAACGUUUCAAGCUAGUUGUUCUGAGAGGAGACAACAGCCUGAAAAGAAUGUCAAAGUAAAAACAUCAAGGCUCAAAAGAAAUAUCAAGCAGGUCACUGGGGAUCAAUCACACAGUUUAAAAAAUCUUGAGAUUCGUGUAAGCGUGGAUGAUGUAAAAGGUUUACUUCGUACAGAGGAAGAUGAGGUUGUGUCAUUUGAAGCCCCUACCAUUACUCAAACCAAGACAGAUGUACAAGAGAAAGAGGGAACAAUGAUCAUAGGCUUUCCAAAAGAAUCAAAAGAACCUGGUGCCCAGGAAAUGGAAGACAACCUAUCAGACACUGAACUUCCUGCUGACCCAGCUGCUGCACUUUUAGCAAGGCAGAUGGAACUAGAGCAAGCCGUUGAAAACAUUGCUAAACUUACAGUUGAGCAUCCACCUCGACCUUACAAGGAACCACCUACAGAGCAACCUGUAGUUUUGCCUCCGGUCAUAGUAGAGCCAGAGGGUGAAGUUGAGGAGGAGAAGCCAGCCAAUCCUGCAAGCGAAACUGAACUUGCAGCUGCUAUUGAUUCCAUUACAGCUGAAGAAACAUGUGUAGAAGCAGAUGGUUUCACAGCUUCUUCUACAUAUAUUCCUACACCUGAACCCCUGGUAUCCCCCUCUUCCAAUGAGAUUAUGGAACCUGAAACACACAUGGUGAUCAACAAUAUUCUCGCAGCGGAUUCAGAUGAGGGUCCUCUUACACCCAGUCCAAAGGGACUUAUAGCAGAGUCUAAAGAAGCUGAGGAUACCCCUCUACUUGAAACACCCAAGAAAACUGGUAAAGUGAGAUCAAAAACCCCAAAGAAAUCUAAAAGUCGUAAAGGUGCUGCCAACAAGAAAGGGGAUACUGCUGAAGACAUUUCACAACCUGUGCCCUCCCCAAACAAGUUACCAGAGUCAAUCCCAGAGGAUCCAGAAACUAAUAAAUCCAAAGCAGUAACUUUUACAGCAGCCGCCUCAGUGGUCACUGCUGUUGCAACUUGUAGGCGCGAUGUUACAAGUGCAAUAACUGUAGAUGCACCCAAAGAGGCAGAACAGCCAGCAGUAGAACAGCCUGUACCUAAAGAAUCUGCCUUUCAUACAGGCACAAGCAACAUCUCCAGCUCUAAAAAGCAUCUCCUAUCAACAGAGCCAUCUACCCCUACACUUGCCCCAGCUUCUGCCCGCCCACAACCUGUAUCCCAGUUCAGUGUACCCCUGCUUCGGCCUUCAAAAAUGUCUCUUUCACCAGAUUGGCUUCCCAGAUCUGAAGAAAGUAGAAUCUUUGUUGCACCUUCAUGUCAAGCAUCAGUGGUGACCUCUUCUGCACAAGCUUCAACUACACUUGGAACCCCUUCCGCAAAUCCCCCCAUGCCUCCUGAUACCAAGGCCUCGGAUAUUGAUCCAAGUUCCAGUACCUUAAGAAAAAUCCUUAUGGAACCAAAGUAUGUGUCUGCAUCAAACAGCAAUUCUAUACCUACCACUAUAGUAACAUCUGUACUCUCAGGUCCUUCACGGAUGUCAGAGAAUGAAAAUCCCUCCGAUAAAAUGGGUUCAAGACAGUUACAUCCUGAAGAGAGACCACCUUUACCCCCCCAGCCUAUACACCACAAACCCUUUCCACUGACUGAGUCUCAACAGAACUGUGGCGAAAAACCCCAACAUACUGUUAUUUCUCCUGCUACCUCAGUUAUAAGUCGAAUUCCAAUGCCUUAUGAUACAGAGGAAACGCCACGGAUUUCCCUUAGUAACCGAAGCAUUGGCCCAUCUAUACAGAAGCAAAAAUUUAGAUUAAACUCUAAUGAGAACAAUCGCUACCAUGGCAUGGAUAUAGUAGAAGAUGGGACUAGAGGGCGCUCUGUUGUUGAGACUACCCCAUACAGUACAGGCCCUAGUCCUGGCCUGAGGGUCAAUACAUCAGAGGGUGUUGUUGUUCUUAGUUACUCUGGCCAGAAAACCGAAGGACCUCACAGGAUGAGAGCUAAAAUUAGUCAAAUCCCCCAAGCCAGUGUCGGUGAUAUAGAGUUUCAGCAAUCUGUGACCAAAUCUUCAAUAAAGCAAGACUCAGUUAUGACAUCAUCCCAGUCGCCUACCCGAAAAGUUUCAACUUAUGGACACACAGGAGUUCUCUUGACAGGUCAAUCUUAUAACUCUCAACCUGUUAUUUCCAGUACCAAGCAAGAGAGUCUCAGGAGUGACAAUUCUGAUGCUCCAUAUCACACAACAACCCAGGGUGGCGUGGUUAAGAUGUUCCAACACCCAGUCAGUUCUCCUCAAGUCUUGAUGUACAACCAAGCUGUGAUACAGCAUCAGCAUGUCAAAAGAGGACUAGGGACAGAACCUCUACCCAAAAAAGUAGACAUUGGCAAAGCUGUUCAGCAGUCUAACCUCAGCCCAGUUAUGAGUCCCCACCACCCAUCAAUAUCUGGAACUCGCAUGAGUCCCAGCCCAGGCAUUCCAACUGAUCGGACAGCUCAUCACCUAAAGCAGGAACCACAAUCCCCACGAACAGCUGUUCAAUCCCCUCUACCUUUUGUCAAAGCCUGUCCUCCAAGCAGUUCUCCUCGAGGAACUUCUGUAGUUCUGGGUCAUGGCAUUCCGCAGAUGUCUACAUAUCAUUCUAGUAUUCAUAACCCUCACUCAGAGCAGUCCUCCGUUAUAAUGCAGCCUCACAGUGUCACGCAGUCAAUGGCUCACGAAGCCAGGAUGAACACUCCACCGAUGACUGGGAUAAACUAUGGAAGGAGAGUUGAGUCUCUGUCUUCUUCCCACACAGGGCCUCCACAGCGCUCAAACACGCCACAGUCUAAUGUUAUCCGAGAUAUGGUACUGCAGUCUCAUUCAAGUCCUAAGGGGUCGGUAUCAGUUGGGGCUGCGAGCAAUGUAAAUGAAGAAGACCCCAGGCACUUUAACCAAGCGCUUAGCAGACCCUCAGUACCCCAGCUUCACUCAGAUGUUAUGAUGAUUCACAGUGAUCAUCGCAGGCUCCACCCAAACAUACGCAUUGACCAGUACAGAGACAUGCACCAGCGCCUUCUCAUGCACCAGCAACUGGGAGAACAGGCCACAGUAGAACCAAGGCAGUCUUGCCCCUCAGAGACUACAGCAACUGUGUCAAGCAACAUCGCUGGGCGGUCAAAGAAUCCAAUGGUGGGAAAGAACAUUGAACCUUCUGCAAAAGAAUCUCUCAAACCACUUGAAGGGAAGCUGAUACAGCCACCUAUGAACGAAAGUAGAAUAAGGGCAGUUCAUACAUCUAGUCCUGUUUUGGUUUCUCCACAUUCCCAUGGGGUUCAGCUGAUGCAUCCACCAAGUGUAGGUCCCUUUCCAGUGUACCGUGAGAUGAGGGGCUUUCCACCACAGUUUCCAGGACAGUCUUCAUCAGGGCACAACCUGGCUGGCCAAGGCAUUGCAUCUUCACAGGUCCCACUGGAAUCUGCCCUGGGUUCUAGGGAUAAAAUGUCUCAGUCACAUGGGGGAGGAAGUGAUUCCAAGACAGAGAGUUCCCAUCUUCGCCAUGCUACCUCUACGGAUCUGUCACACAUUUCCCGGCUACCAGGGGAUGCACUCUCACCCUCAUACCAGUCUCCCAUGACGUCCCCCAUGUGUCUUACUCACAAGCCAGAUCCAUCUCUGCUUAAGGGUGCUCAAUCCUUCCUUCCAACACCUCCACCAGCAGUACCCCCAUCAGGUUCACUGAUGCCACAGCGUGAUGCGAAACUGGAACAUUCAGGCCAUCGUUCUAUUGACAUGGUGCAGCUUAUGACAAAAUAUCCUAUUGUAUGGCAAGGCAUGUUAGCGCUGAAGAAUGACCAGGCUGCUGUGCAGUUGCACUUUGUUUCUGGCAACACUGUGCUGGCCCAGCGCUCCUUGCCACCACCAGAGGGAGGUCCUUUUCUACGUAUUGUCCAGAGGAUGAGGCUUGAGGCCUCACAGUUGGACAGUGUUGCACGCAGAAUGACUGUGGAGAAUGAUUACUGUUUGCUACUGGCUCUACCCUGUGGUCGAGACCAAGAAGAUGUCCUUGGUCAAACCCAAGCCUUGAAUAGUGGCUUCAUCACCUACCUGCAAGCCAAACAGGCAGCUGGCAUCAUUAAUGUGCCCAACCCUGGCUCUAAUCAGCCAGCUUAUGUGGUGCAGAUAUUUCCACCAUGUGAAUUCUCUGAGAGCCACCUCUCUCGACUGGCCCCGGACCUUCUUAUCAGCAUCUCCAGCAUCUCCCCUCACCUCAUGAUUGUCAUUGCCUCAGUUUGAUUACCUCCAUCAUUUUCCUGAACAAAGCCAACACCAGCCGUUUUGGACUCGUCCAGUUGUUUUUAACUGGAAUUGCCUCAUAUUUAUAUGAGUUUGACUUUUUGUAAAUAUCUUGUUUUAGCACCUGCUCACCUUUUUUUCCCUUCAUGUCACCGAGUCCUUAAGUCACUUAAUGACAUUGAUUUUCAAAAAACUACACUUUUGCAGAGAUGAUCUGAAGGGUCGAAUGGGAUUUUUGAUGACCAUUUCUGAUUCAUUCAUUUUUGCCAUUUUUGGAGGUGUUGUGCAUAGCCUUUUCUAAUUCAUAGCAUCCAUACAGCUAUGGAUUGACCCUUCUUAUGGGAUAUUUUUUACCUUCAUAAAAGUGAUUGUGAAUUUCUUUUUUAAAAAGACGAACAAUGUGAGAAGUCAUUGCACUAUGUUAGGGAAACAAUUGUGAACUCUGUACAGAUUUGCGUAUAAAAUUCUACAUGUUAUGAAAUUACUCUUGUUAACAGCCAUGCUUGAGCAAGUAAAAAAAAAAAAAAAAAUCAUUGCCUGGGAAAUGAUCAUGAAUCAUUUCAGCCUGAUCAAUCAUACUGCUCUGUUGCUCCUUUGCCGUCAGCCAACUUCUACGUCAUUUCCAGAUCCAACUCUCCGCCCCGAAGCGUUCCCUGCCCCAGGAACUCGGAAGGGGACUUUUAGAGUUGUACAGUUUACACUCAAUGCCUCAACAGGGGACUAUAUAAAGAAUAUUUAAUUUUUUUUGUUUUUUUUGUUUGCAUCUUCGUAAGCCUAAGGGUAUUGUGGACAAUUGUGAAACUGUAAAUAUUAUAAAUAUUUAAAGACUGAAGCAAUGUGGAGAGACCAAGUGAUUUAUUUUACAAAACAGAUCAUCAAAUCGCAAUGUUUGUUUUCUUCUUUGGGCUGGGGCAAGUGGGGUGGGGUGGGGUGGAAAGGACCUGUAAGCUAAAAGUUAUUUUGUUUUUGUUAUUGAUUCUGUGCCAAAAUGUCUUGCAGACUUUCAACACGCAUUGUAUCUAAAACAGAAAUGGAUCAGAACUUAUUUUCAUAUGUGACUUUGUAUUUUUCUGCUCAGAGGGCAGACUUGAUUGCUUUCUUUUGGUAAUGUUCAUCAACCCGACUCUGUUACUACAGUGCUUUUUACAUUAUAUAAUUGUUUCCUCGUUUUGAAGGAACCAUUGUAUUGUAGGGUUGCAUUUCUGUUUUCCUUCUCCCUCAUGUGGUCCUCCACUGCCCCCUACUGUGUGAAAAUCAUGUUCUAACAUAUGAAGACUUGCAUACUGAGGUCAUUUACGUCGUGACUUCAUGACAUGUUUUUUAGCAUGCUUUAUUUUCAAAAUGCUUUUGUCAAAUCAUAGAGGCAAAGAAUGUGACUUGAACUUGAUAUCAUGCCGCUAAUGGAUGUGUUGCUCAUCUGUCUCCAUCCCUCCCCUUAAAUGUCUUUUUGAGCCAAGCUGUACAUACUAAUGUCCCUAACCUGUGCUCUUGUGUAUUUUCCCUUUAUAAUUGUCUUUCUUCAGGGUCCUUAUUUUUGUUUUGUGCAACAAAACAAAGCAGUCUGAAAGAGACAGGUGAGGUGUGAAACCGAUGCUGAAAGUAAAACCAUGCUUGUCAGUUUUUGUGAUGUAAAUAUUUCUAUGACUGCAAGCUGAGUACUCUCAUGGUUAUGUUGAAGGCACUUAUAAUUUUUGAUAAACAAACAAGAAAAAGAUACAAGAAAAAAAAAACUUAAACCGCUGAUUAAUAUGAAAACUGUCUUUUGAUCAAUCUUCAUUUUGAGUGUAUUUUGCUGUUCCUCCAUGAGGAAUUUUAAACUGUAAAAUAAAUGGUUGUUUAACUUA
Labrus mixtus (cuckoo wrasse) is the source of this 12622-nucleotide messenger RNA. RefSeq names its product spen family transcriptional repressor (gene spen). The record is from RefSeq and is a predicted model, not a curated record. Gene Ontology annotation, molecular function: mRNA binding. Gene Ontology annotation, cellular component: nucleus. The coding region runs from base 153 to 10778 and encodes 3541 amino acids. NCBI's taxonomy places the organism in Eukaryota, Metazoa, Chordata, Actinopteri, Labriformes, Labridae. Gene Ontology annotation, biological process: regulation of transcription by RNA polymerase II. The transcript has 15 exons.